This is a messenger RNA of Sinocyclocheilus rhinocerous, 2289 nucleotides long. RefSeq names its product fibril-forming collagen alpha chain-like. Bases 1 to 2052 code for a protein of 683 amino acids. Gene Ontology annotation, biological process: bone development; articular cartilage development. The transcript has 9 exons. Gene Ontology annotation, cellular component: extracellular matrix. Gene Ontology annotation, molecular function: protein binding. The record is from RefSeq and is a predicted model, not a curated record. NCBI's taxonomy places the organism in Eukaryota, Metazoa, Chordata, Actinopteri, Cypriniformes, Cyprinidae.
AUGGUAACGCUGAGGUUGAUGUGGGGACUCCUGGUCCUGUGUGUGGUGGCAGCCUCUCCCCGCAGAUACACCCGACAAGCAGAACUAGAUAACUAUGACAACAACAAUGUGGAUUUAGACCUGAAUGUGGAUGGUGAUGAUGUCUAUGACUAUUACGAUGGAAUUGAUGAACCACAGAUAGAGAUUGGCACCUUGAGCCCUGAUGAGGAUAUUGAUCCUUCACAUCAUGCCUCAUUGGAGGAGGAAGAAGAGGAGGAGGUGGAGCAUGAAGAACGGACAGUUGAGGGGAGAGAAGACAAGGAAUUACCCAUAAAGCCUCAGCUUAUUCCAUCAGGCUCUGGGGAGUCAGGGACUCUGAUGGGCCCUAGUGCACAGGGAGAGGAGGAGCUUCGUCUGACGCCCAUUGACAUCCUUCAGAUUUCUGGGGACUUUUCGGGUUCUGGUGACUUGGGCUCUGGAGACUUACUUCAUGACAAAGAUUCCGGUUCUGGAGAGCCUUUGGGCUCUGGAGGUUCUGGGGCCUCUGGUGACAUAUCAGGUUCUGUGGAGUCAGAGGACCUUGGUUCUGGAGUCUCUGGGCUUUCUGGUUCAGGCAUAAUAUUGAUCUCAGGUGGAGAGGAGGAGCUCCACUUGACGCUUGAAACCAUUCCACACGAGGCCUCUGGGGAUUUUGGGGAGUCUGGAAUCUCUUGGGUGUCUGGAGCUUCUGGGUUACCUGAGCUGUCAGGAGAGCCUUCAGCCUCUGGGGUUCUUGAGAUAUCUGGAGAGCCUGUGGCUUCUGGGGUACUUGAGGUAUCAGGAGAACCUGGGGCCUCUGGAGUACCUGAGCUGUCAGGAGAGUCUGGGGCAUCUGGGGUACCUGAGGUGUCAGGAGAACCUGGGGUCUCUGGGGUAUCUGAGGUGUCAGGAGAAUCUGGGGUUCCAGAGGUUUCAGGAGAGCCUGGGGCCUCUGGCGUACCUGAAAUGUCAGGCGAGUCUGGGCUCUCUGGGGUGCCAGACGUAUCGGGAGAGUCUGGGACCUCCGGGGUGCCUGAGGUGUCUGGAGAGUCUGGGAUCUCUGGGGUGAAUGAGGUGUCUGGAGAGUCUGGGAUCUCUGGGUUGAAUGAGGUGUCUGGAGAGCCUGUGAUCUCUGUGCUGCCUGAGUUCCCUGGAAAGUCUGGAAACUUUGAUUUGUUUGGAGAGUCUGGGGUCCCCGAGGAGACUAAACAGCCCGAGGUCACUUUCGAGUCAGGAGAGUCUGGGAGCCCAGAAGAGUCUGGGGUGACUGAGGCCCCAGACGUCACCACUGAAAUAUUAAUACCUGACUUAGAUGAAGAGGAGGAGAUACUCCUAACUACCCCGACCACUCCCUUGGAGGGGACUGGGGGUGAUAUAGGGUCAGGGGUACGUGAUAUUGACAAAGAUAUUGACACAGAUACAACAGGUAUGGCCACCUGUAUGCUCUGCACCUGCCUGGUUGGAUCUGUGUACUGUGAUGACCUUAAGUUGGACCGUGUUCCUCCUCUCUCCAAAGAAACCACUCAUUUCUAUGCCCGCUACAACAAAAUUGCUAGGAUCAGCAAGUCUGACUUCGCCAACCUGAAUAAAUUAAAUAGGAUCGAUCUGACUAGCAAUGGCAUUUCCAGGAUUGAUGAUGAUGCUUUCUUUGGCCUUCCUGCUCUGGAGGAGUUGAUAUUACGAGAGAAUAGUAUUAGACAACUUCCUGCUCUGCCACCCUCUAUGACCCUUAUUGAUGCCUCUCACAACCAGCUGGGCAGCACUGGCAUUCAGAGAGAAGCUUUCAAGGACAUGCCAGGGCUACUUUACCUUUAUUUGACAGACAACAACAUAGACCACAUCCCAGUUCCUUUGCCUGACAGUCUGCGCUCUCUGCACCUACAGAAUAACAAUAUCCAAAUGAUGCACGAGGACACCUUCUGCAAUCCGCAUGACUUGAAUUACAUCCGCAACGCUCUUGAGGAUGUUCGCCUGGACGGUAAUCCCAUCAACCUCAGCAGAACCCCACAGGCCUACAUAUGUUUGCCACGUAUCCCUGUUGGUGCCCUUAUUUAAGCUGGAAAAACGCACACUCAAAUGCACGCGUACAAAACUCACACGUAUGCACAUGCAUCAAAACUCCUCUGUGCGUACCUCUCUCUCUCUUUUUUUUUUUUACUUUGGGCUCAAGCAAACACUUGGAUAUGAAUGGCUGUCUGUAAAGGAGGUUGGCAUAAAUACAUAAUCUCACACUCUCACAGGAGUUCUGGUGGACACCUCCAACUCUACGCUGCUUGUGUUUCUACCUUUUGA